This is a messenger RNA of Nyctereutes procyonoides (raccoon dog), 3117 nucleotides long. RefSeq names its product forkhead box I2 (gene FOXI2). The transcript has 2 exons. NCBI's taxonomy places the organism in Eukaryota, Metazoa, Chordata, Mammalia, Carnivora, Canidae. Gene Ontology annotation, molecular function: DNA-binding transcription factor activity, RNA polymerase II-specific; RNA polymerase II cis-regulatory region sequence-specific DNA binding. Gene Ontology annotation, biological process: cell differentiation; regulation of transcription by RNA polymerase II; anatomical structure morphogenesis. Bases 1 to 915 code for a protein of 304 amino acids. The record is from RefSeq and is a predicted model, not a curated record.
AUGGCCUCGUACUGCGACGGCUCCGGGGUCUGCCCCGGCGCGCACAGCCAGGCCCGGGCCGCCGCGCCCCCGGCGCCCUACGCGCGCGGGGACCUGGGCGCCCCCGGCGCGGCGCAGCGCCUGUGGCUGGACGCGCCCGCUCUGGGCCCCGCGCCCUGCGCGCCCUGCCCGGGGGCGCCGGCCCUCGCCGGCCCUGGCUACGCGGCCCCCGGCGCGCUCCUCGGCGCCCCGGGCGGCCUGGCGGGCGCCGACCUGGCGUGGCUGAGCCUGUCGGGCCCGCAGGAGCUGCUGCGCCUGGUGCGGCCGCCCUACUCGUACUCGGCGCUCAUCGCCAUGGCCAUCCAGAGCGCGCCGCGGCGCAGGCUGACGCUCAGCCAGAUCUACCAGUACGUGGCCGGCAACUUCCCCUUCUACAAGCGCAGCAAGGCCGGCUGGCAGAACUCCAUCCGCCACAACCUGUCGCUCAACGACUGCUUCAAGAAGGUGCCCCGCGAGGAGGACGACCCAGGUAAAGGCAACUACUGGACCCUAGACCCCAACUGCGAGAAGAUGUUCGACAACGGGAAUUUCCGACGGAAGAGGAAGAGGAGAGGAGAGGUGGGCGCCGCUGGGUCGGGAGCGCGCAGCCCCGGGGGAGCCAGGGCGCCCGAGCUGCAGCCCCUGGGCGCCCCCUCCCCGGACCCGCGGGCCCCGCCGUCCCCGCCCGACGCCGCCUGCUUCUCCAGCUUCGCCUCGGCCAUGGGGGCCCUGGCUGGCGGCCUCGGCAGCUUCCCCGCCGGCCUGGCCGGAGACUUCUCCUUCGGGAGACCCGCGGCCCCCGGCCCCGCACCCGGCCUCGGCGCCGGCCCGCAGGCAGCGGCCGCCGGCUUCCGCCUGGGCCCCUUGGUCUACAGUCGGGAGGGGACCGAAGUCUGAGCGGACGCGGGGAUGGCCCAGUGUCGUCCGGAGGACCUGAGCUGCAGCCCGGUUCCCGCCCGCGUGGCGCCCGCGGAGUCGGGGCCGGGCCGGGGCCGCGCGGGGAGCGCAGACGGGCGGGGCGCGCACCUGUCGUGCCUCCCUCCCCCAGGGGACCCUUCCGAGGAGCCCUGCUCCAGCUGUUGGGCCUCCAGCCUGUGCUCUGACCCGGAGCCGCGCCGUCCAGGGGUGACAGGCUGGCACCCUGCCCCCGCUUUGUCGAGGGGAGCCUGGCCCACCCCAAGAGACUUCUAGGUACUUGUGGGAGGGCAGCCGGGGUGCUACCUGUGGCCCGUUUCCUCCUCCAGGCCAGCCUGGGCCACCUGGAGGCUCUGGGUCUUCCCUGGGUGCUCCAGGGAGGUGGGGAGUGGGGGUGAACGGCAGCCCCGAGGGGCGGAUGGCUUCUCUUCACCCUGACCAGAGUGUGGCCCAGGGGGUUCUGGGACUACUGGGACUGGGCCAGGUGUAAGAGGGACUUCCUAGUGGUGGUGAGGAGGGCGGAGGGCUGCCAGAGGCCAGGGGGCAGCAGCUCCUUUCCUUGUCCUCCCCUGGCCCUUACUAACCUCCUCCUAGGACCAGGAGCCUCAGGUGGCCACGGCAGCAGUGCCUACCACCCACACUCACAGGAUGGGUUCGGCUUUGCUCCCUACCCAACUCACACACCCCACUCACUCUUGCUCCUCACCCCGCCCCCACCCCUAGUUUGGGCCCCUGCUGCCCCCGCAUGCAGAGGGAAGCAGCAGCCUCCAGGUACAUGUAAGCCUCUCUCCUCGUUUGUAUCUACCCAGAAGGUCCUCUUUGGACCCCAUGGCCAUUGGGAGGGAAAGGGUGGCCCUGGUACCAGACUUAGGCUGUCUCGUAGUCUCUGGUCACCUAGGGGCACCAGUCAUUUCAGAGAGCCUCCUGGUGCUGCAGGUGCUCCGUGUGCUCACCCACCUUCCCCGCACCCGGGGACCCGGGAGACGCACCUUCCCUGAGGGAGGACAGGGACAGAGGAGUUGGAGCAGAGCGGAUUAGGGCGCUAGCCAGAGCCCCUGCCUCCACCCCUGGUAGGUUUUCCGUGCUUGGUUCCGAAUCCCAGUGCUGCUGCUGCUGCUGCUGGAAGGGAGGGCUGCCCUGUGUCAGUUCCCCGAGUUGACCAGCAGUGGCCCUGAUGAACACUAGUGUGUGUGUGUGUGUGUGUGUGUGUGUGUGUGUGUGUGUGUGAGAGAGAGAGAGAGAGAGAGAGAGAUGGAUGGGAGAGAAGGAGGGAGGGAGAGACAGAAGAGGUUGGAGGUUGGAGACCAGGAUAGGACAACCAAGAGUUGGGUGAAUUUGGAUCCUGGGGCGUGUGUCACUGAGCCUUCCUGGUGGCAGCCACAAACUCACUAACUCCUCAGCAUCGCAAGGCAUCUUGCUGCUGGCCAGGCAGCCCGAGGAAGGCAGCGUGCUGGUUCUGUUUGCGAUACCAUGUUGCCCAGCCAGACUUACAGGCAACGUCAAAUCUCUCUUGGAGAAACACUGCCCAAGUGUAAGAUAAUGCAAGAAGGCCAAAAAAGAGAAAGAAAACCCUUCCCUUAUAAAUCGAAGAAUUUUAUCUCAAGCCUGUUUUAAUAAACUAUGAUGUUAAAAAGAAACAUCAAUACCUGGAGCUUGAAUGUACAUGCUGUUUUAUAUAUGAGAAGAGUUCCAGCAGUGUUCUUCAACGUCCCCACCGGAGACUCCGAGUUUGCAGGAAACUUAGAAAGAAAGAAUUAAAAAAAAAAAAAAAAAAGUUUGACAACAUUGGGAAAAUACAAUGUACAAUCUGACAAUCAAUGGAGCUUUCAGAAAAUUGAUAAAUGUGUAUAUAAACGUCGUUAUAUUAUACCUCAGUACGUGAUGGCUAGAAAUUGGUGCAAAGCUGGUCAUUUUCCUUCCAACAGUGGUUUCCUGUUAAAAAUGAGAAAAAAAAACAAAACUUUUCAAAAAUAUUUAUCAGUUUUUGGUUUGUUUCACUAAAAAUCAGUUUUGGGUCUUUAAAAACUGUUCAUCUGUUCAAGCUUUAUAAGCUUAAUAUGUAAUUGUGUAAUCAAACAGAGGGAAUCUUCCUGACAAAUGCAUAAUUAAAAAUAAUUCUAGCCGGGUGGGGCGUUUAGAAAUCAGAGUCCAUCUCUCCUCCGUGACGGUCCAUGUGUCUGGAUG